GACUUGCUCCCAAACCCCUCUUUCCCUCUCUCUCUCUCUCUCUUUCUCCCUCGAUCUCUUUCUCUCUUUCUCUCUCCGUCUACGUUCCGUCAUUCCGAGACGCUGACGCUUUUAUUGCGUCCUUUUUCCUCGGAAUCUUUCGGGACCGGAGGAGAAAGAGACGCCGGAUUUUCAAGAACGGCCGUCGGGAUUUCUUGUUUGGUUUAGAUUCUGAGCUUUUGGAUUUCUGGGAAGGUUUCGGCUGCGAUGGGGGAUAUGUGGAACGUGCUGCAUGAGUUCAAACCGGCCAUUAUUAUGGUCUCGGUGCAGACCAUUUUCGCCGGCGUUAAUGUGCUGUAUAAGAUAGCGGCUUCCGAUGGGAUGAACCUAAGUAUUUUGGUGUUUUACCGGUUCCUUUUCGCCGCUGGGUUCAUCGGCCCCGUCUCCUACUUUGUCGAAAGAAAUAAGAGGCCCAAGCUAACGUGGACUGUUCUGUUUCUGGCAUUUCUGUGUGGACUGUUUGGAGGAUCACUGGGGCAGAAUUUGUAUUUGAAGAGCUUGUCAUAUACUUCUGCAACCUAUGCCACUGCCAUAUUUAAUCUCAUCCCCGGCAUUACCUUCAUUGUUGCGGUUAUUCUUGGGUUGGAGAAGUUGGGUUUGAAUACAGCGGCAGGCAAAGGAAAGGCGUUGGGGACAAUGUUUGGCAUUGGCGGGGCGAUGCUCCUCACCUUUUACCAAGGACCCGAACUUCAUUUAUGGAAUACUAAUAUUCACCUACUGCAUAAAACACCACCGAGCAAGGUCGUAAAAAGCAAUUAUUUAUUGGGCACCAUUAUCGCCUUGGCAGGAUGUCUGUGCUAUUCCUGCUGGUUGAUUCUUCAGGCUAAGGCAGCUGAGCGAUUUCCAUGUGCAUACUCAUUUACCGCUCUAAUGAUGAUGAUGGGAACAUUUCAAUCUUUCGUGUAUUCAAUUUGUUCGGUAAGGGACUGGAACGAGUGGAAGUUGGGAUGGAAUGUUCGACUCUUUGUGGUUGCAUAUGCUGGGAUUGUCGGUUCUGGAUUGAUGUUCUCUCUGAUUGCGUGGUGUGUACGCAAGAAAGGCCCGGUUUUCGUUUCGGUCUUCAACCCGUUGAUGCUGGUCAUGGUGGCAAUAGCGGGAUCUUUGUUCUUGGACGAGAAGAUAUACUUGGGAACUUUGCUCGGAGGGGGACUAAUUGUGACGGGAGUGUACGUCGUAUUGUGGGGGAAAGGGAAAGAGGUAGAAGCGACCAAAUUGGUACUGGAGGGCAGCGUAGACGGAGGCAUGGAAAACCAGAUCGAGAUGGGUAACCAUUCUCCAUCGCACAAAGAACCGAGCUUUCAUGGGGGUAGCUAUCAUGGGAGCAUACAUUUGAAAGGAGGAGGAGGAGGAGAAGAGGGAGAAGAUGCCAUUGAAGAGGGAAGGGUUUCUCUUGCUGGUUCUGAAGUAAUGGGAGGCUAUUACUUGAUUCUUAACAAAAGCAUGAAUCAAUAAUGUAUCUCUAAUCUUGUGUUUUUGUUGGGUACAAAUAUAUAUAUAUAUAUUGGAUCUAUUGUUGUAGCUUCAUGGUUUAAGGAUGAAAUUAAAGAAAAUGGGGGGUUUGGGGGCUAUGCUAUUAUAAAAUUGUUGCAGAAUUGAAGCUGCUAAAUUGAGAUGCAAUGGUACAUCUUUUUUUGUAUAUUUGUAUGAUUCUUUGAAGAAUCAAAGACACCACCAUUCUAUUUUUCUUCUCUGCAUACUCUU
Messenger RNA from Ipomoea nil (Japanese morning glory), 1740 nucleotides. RefSeq names its product WAT1-related protein At1g25270-like. The record is from RefSeq and is a predicted model, not a curated record. The coding region runs from base 247 to 1491 and encodes 414 amino acids. Gene Ontology annotation, cellular component: plasma membrane. Gene Ontology annotation, molecular function: transmembrane transporter activity. The transcript is spliced from 7 exons. Lineage: Eukaryota; Viridiplantae; Streptophyta; Magnoliopsida; Solanales; Convolvulaceae.